AUGUUAUUGAUAUGUCCAAGUAGUAAAGCUAAAGUGCCAGAUAAUUUCUCGAAGCCUUUAACAGAGGUCAUCCCCGAAAAUGGUGAAAGACCAAAAAAGAAAAGGAAGAAGAGGGUGGAGGAGAAGACAUGUGAGGUUGUCAGCACUAACCCUGAUAAUGUUGUCAAAGAGGAUAAAGGCCAGCAGGAUGAGUCAAAGGGUGACAUGUGCCAAGAUCUGCCAGUGAGAAGUGAACAAAAUCAGAAGUCAGCCAGGAUGGGUGAGAGUUCUGGCCAUGAUUCAGAUAGAUUUGUUGAUGGUCAAUCUGAUGAGAAGAAAGUUAAAAAGAAGAAAAAAAGUAAAACCCAAGCACAUGGGGAAGCUGUGAACACAGAUGACCUUCCCAGUGGAUUGAGUAUUGAGGAGUUAGAAUCGGGAAAACCAGAUGGGAAAAUUGCUACUUCAGGGAAAAAGGCACGUCUAUUUGAAUCCAUCAGCGUUCACUAUGUUGGCAAGUUUGAAAGAGAAUGGAAGAGUAUUGACUCAACUGUUGGCAGUGCUCCUUCCAAGUUUCGCUUAGGUCAGGGAAAAGUUAUAGACGGCUGGGAUGUUGGUCUUGAUGGUAUGCAAGUUGGCGAGAAAAGAAGACUUGUUAUCCCACCAUCAAUGGGCUUUGGGAGCAAUGGAGACGGUAAAGACGUGCCACCAAACUCAUGGCUGGUAUACGAUGUUGAAUUACUGAAAGUUCGUUGA
Prunus armeniaca (apricot) is the source of this 732-nucleotide messenger RNA. NCBI's taxonomy places the organism in Eukaryota, Viridiplantae, Streptophyta, Magnoliopsida, Rosales, Rosaceae. The record is from the annotation of a GenBank genome assembly.